Messenger RNA from Dioszegia hungarica, 2418 nucleotides. Its product is annotated as membrane organization and biogenesis-related protein. The transcript is spliced from 11 exons. Gene Ontology annotation, molecular function: GTP binding; GTPase activity. Lineage: Eukaryota; Fungi; Basidiomycota; Tremellomycetes; Tremellales; Bulleribasidiaceae. The record is from RefSeq and is a predicted model, not a curated record. Gene Ontology annotation, biological process: endoplasmic reticulum membrane fusion. Gene Ontology annotation, cellular component: endoplasmic reticulum. The coding region runs from base 1 to 2418 and encodes 805 amino acids.
AUGGAUCAAGCACCAGCCAUCACCCACAACCUCAUCAACAACCCUCCAGAGGAUCUUCAAAGCCUCAUGGCUGAUCCGCGCACAACCGACGAGGCGAGAUCAGCCAUCGCCGACAUUGCUCAACCGGGCACGGCCUUUUCCAAGACGAACGGUACGAGCCAUGGUCGCUUGCAGAUCGUGAAUGAGCACCAAGAGUUCUCAAAAGAUCUCUCGCCGCAUCUCGCCAAGUGGGGCCUGCUCGACAAAGGCUUCGCAUACGAUGUCGUUGCAGUAUUUGGCUCGCAAUCGACGGGCAAGUCGACCUUGCUCAACCGGUUAUUUGGAACGUCUUUCGAUGUCAUGGAUGAGAGCCGGAGACAGCAGACGACCAAGGGGAUUUGGAUGUGUCCAUCAGCCUACGGCUCCACCUUGGUGAUGGACGUGGAAGGUACGGAUGGGCGGGAAAGGGGCGAAGACCAAGACUUUGAGCGCAAGUCGGCACUUUUCAGCUUGGCCAGUACAGAAGUGCUGCUUGUAAACCUAUGGGAACAUCAAAUCGGUCUCUAUCAAGGCGCGAAUAUGGGACUGCUCAAAACCGUAUUCGAGGUGAACCUGGGACUCUUUGGGGGAUCAGCGGAAUCGCGGCAACAGCCAAAAGAGAAAACUCUCAUCCUCUUUGUCAUCCGGGACCACGUCGGCGCGACCCCCAUGGCCAAUCUGACCGGAACGCUCAAAGCAGAUAUGGACAAGAUCUGGGCCAGUCUGUCAAAGCCCUCUCACCUUGCCGACGCCACUCUGGAUCAAUACUUUGACCUCUCCUUCGCCGCUCUCCCUCACAAGGUUCUAAUGCCGGAAAAGUUCGAAGAGUCUGUCACCGAGUUGAGAAAACGCUUCACCGAUCGAACUCGCCCCGACUACGUCUUCCAGCCCUCAUACCAUAAGCGCAUCCCCGCUGAUGGUGUUUCAUUCUACAUGGAAGGCAUCUGGGAACAAGUCCUCUCAAACAAAGACCUCGACCUGCCGACACAGCAAGAACUGCUCGCCCAAUUUAGAUGCGACGAGAUCGCCGCGGUCGCUAUGGAGGUAUUCCUCGCAAGCGCCAAAGCUGUUCGUCGUCCGGUCGAUGGGGGAAGCGUGGUAGAGGGCCUUGGCGCAAUGAUGCGGGAUUGGAUGGAGGUGGCCAUGGGCAAAUUCGACAAGGAUGCGUCGAGAUACCAUGCCUCGGUAUACCAGCGUAAACGAUCCGAUCUUGUUGCAGCGCUUCACGCCUCACUCUCGCCUCUUUUCCUUGGCCAGCUCAAGAAUCUGCACAAGUCGGCAAACAGCGGCUUUAGCAAGGAUCUGACGGCGGGUCUCAAGGAGCCAGGAUACGAUUUCGCCAACGUGGUCACAAAGGCGCGGAGUAGAGCCAGGGAUGGAUUCGUCCAAGCUGCAAAGGAAUUAAGCCUGGAGAAUACCGACUGGGAGUAUGAGCACGAACUCGGCCUCGUCGACGACGAUUUGAAACACAUUGCAGACCAGUGCCGCGCCGACGAGACCAAAAAGAUGGUCAACGCGAUCGAGCGCUCGGUUAAAAAGCAGCUUCUCGAGCCCGUCGAGGUGGCACUUAGCAAGCCCACCCCGACCAUGUGGGACACUGUCUUGGCAACAUAUCGCACCGUCAGUGCCACAGCCGAAGCGUCCUACCUAAGCAAGGCAAACAGCUUUGGCUGCACCGAUGAGGAGAAUGACAGAGCUUUGUCGACACUGCGUUCGCGGACCUGGCUUUCACUCCGGCGGAAGCUGGAGGAGCAGACAAGUGAUGCCAACUUGAUCUCUAUCUUGCGCGCCUCGUUCGAGGAGCGCUUCAGAUAUGAUGAGGCUGGCGUGCCCAGGGUUUGGAAGCCCGAGGACGAUAUCGAAGCCGCCUUCACCAGGGCCAAGGACGAGACACUCGCCUUGCUUCCCCUGUUUGCCGAAAUUACCUCCGAUCAUCUCCCCUCAUUACCACCUGCUCCGGACAACGAAGACGAUGCUGCCCCAUUCGAUCCUUCCACAGCAUUCACCCUCCUCACACCCACCAAAUUACUAGCGCUUGAAAGUCGAUUCAAGCGCGAGGCAGACGCAGCCUACGUUGAGGCUAAGCGAUCUAUGGUAUCCAGCGUCGCACAAAUCCCCGUAUGGAUGUAUGGCGCCCUUGCGGUGUUGGGGUGGAACGAGGCAAUGACCGUGCUGUUCAACCCGCUCUACUUUGCCAUGUUGCUAGUUAUCGCCGCGUCUGCAUACCUUGUCCUGCAGCUUGGCCUCGCUGGACCGUUGGUACAGAUGUCACGCACCCUGAUCAACGAGGUCCGGAAGAUCGCCACCGACAAGUUACGGGAAGCAUUUGCCGAGCCAGAGGCAAGGCUGGCUCAGCCUGUAGAGGCGGAUCCAAGGAGGGAGAAGUUGGAGGCGAAGUAG